AUGGUCUACAAUGUGUACAUGUACAUGGUGCUCAUGACACUAUUGCCUUUCCUCUUUCUGCUCUGCCUCAAUGCAAUCAUUGUCUUUCGCCAAAGUCUCGAAUCCGGCAAGGAGAAAGAGGUUUUGGAUUCUUCCGAUAAGCUUUUGAAGCCAAAAGCGAGCUCCAGCAGUGGUGAUGACACUAUCACAAUGAUUAUGGUGGUCAUUUUGUUUCUGGCCUGCAACACUCUUGCUCUUCUCGUCAACAUAAUCGAGACGUUCUUUGAGCCAGACCCACUCCUGCUCAACCUUCUGUCAGAUGCCAGCAACUUCCUGGUUGUUUUCAAUUCUUCCGUGAACUGUGUGAUCUACUUUGUAUUCAACAAAGAGUAUCGCGAAAUUUUUCUAGCUAAAAUGCACGAAAAGUUGGAUUCGUUACCAUGGUGGAUCCGCUGCUGCUGUUGUCGAUGCUGCAUAUCACGACGACUCCGUCAGGAUCUAGUGUAUCAGCCAGUAGGACAUGACAAGAGCAAGAAGGAUUAUUCACUACGUUAUGUCGUCGCAGAAGCUAAUGCUGAUACUGUCACAAGUAAGUUUUGUUAGAA
Messenger RNA from Strongylus vulgaris, 584 nucleotides. Lineage: Eukaryota; Metazoa; Nematoda; Chromadorea; Rhabditida; Strongylidae. The record is from the annotation of a GenBank genome assembly.